UGAUUGUUAUUUCAGGAAUAUUAACAAUUGACUGCUCUUAUUUCGUGGGAUUAAAAUUAAAAACGUAUUUUAAUGAUAAUAAAAGAUCUUAUUCCUGUUUGAAAAAUAAUCGUCGAUUUGUGAUAAGUUUUAGGCGAGUAGAUGUAUUGAUUACACACGACUCGCGUAGUUGCUGAGCGAAGAGCGAGUGGAUGGAUUUUCCAGUAGUGGAGUAAAUAUUGUAGUUAUCGGUAUGGCUGCUCCUGCAGCCUGUACAAGAUUUAGUGAUAAUUACGAUCUAAAAGAGGAAUUAGGAAAAGGAGCAUUUUCUGUGGUACGAAGAUGUGUCCAGAAAUCAACGGGCUUGGAGUUUGCCGCCAAAAUAAUCAAUACAAAAAAAUUAUCAGCAAGGGAUUUCCAAAAAUUAGAAAGAGAAGCCCGCAUUUGUCGGAAACUUCAACACCCCAACAUAGUUCGUCUACACGAUAGUAUACAAGAGGAAAACUUCCAUUAUCUCGUUUUCGAUUUGGUAACAGGCGGAGAGCUAUUCGAAGAUAUCGUAGCACGGGAAUUCUAUAGUGAAGCGGAUGCCUCUCACUGUAUCCAGCAAAUCCUAGAGAGUGUCAACCACUGCCACACCAAUGGAGUUGUUCACAGAGAUCUUAAGCCUGAAAAUUUAUUGCUUGCCAGUAAAGCCAAGGGAGCCGCUGUGAAAUUAGCCGACUUCGGGCUGGCCAUUGAAGUUCAAGGCGAACAACAUGCCUGGUUUGGUUUUGCUGGAACGCCGGGUUAUCUGUCUCCUGAAGUGCUCAAGAAGGAACCUUAUGGAAAGCCCGUCGAUAUUUGGGCUUGUGGGGUGAUCCUAUACAUUCUACUAGUCGGUUACCCACCCUUUUGGGACGAGGACCAACAUAGACUUUAUGCACAAAUCAAAGCCGGAGCCUAUGAUUACCCGUCACCAGAAUGGGACACAGUGACGCCAGAGGCGAAAAACCUCAUCAACCAGAUGCUGACUGUGAACCCUUCCAAACGAAUCACCGCCUCCGAAGCACUCAAGCACCCAUGGAUCUGCCAACGAGAGAGAGUGGCCUCCAUUGUUCACAGACAGGAGACUGUCGACUGUUUGAAGAAAUUCAAUGCAAGGCGCAAACUCAAAGGCGCCAUUUUGACUACAAUGCUCGCUACGAGGAACUUCUCCAGUAAGUAUGAUGUGCAGGGCCGCAGCAUCAUAACGAAGAAAGGGGACGGAUCGCAAGUGAAGGAGUCUACAGAUAGUAGUACCACCCUAGAGGAUGAUGAUAUAAAGGAGGAUAAGAUAAAAGGAGGAGUCGAUCGUAGUUCCACUGUCAUUGCUAAAGAUCCCGAAGGCAUAGUGGGCAGCUGUACACCCCCCCAGACGCCGGCCGCGGCGACGACGCCCACCUCCAAGUCGGCGCCGGUCAGCUUCGGCGCCGGCGCCAAACCAGCGGCGACCUCUGCCCUCAGUUUGAGCGCCGUUCUUUUGCAGGGAGCGCAAGAUGUGCUUUCAGUUCCGCAACGGUCCGCCUCUAAUGGCGGCACUCCCUCUAAUGGCGGCAUCCCCUCCCCAAGCAUUCGCAAUAGGCGAUUAGGCACACGCCUUAUGUGCAAUCAGCAAGAUCUGUUGUUAUCUGUGGGCCAACAACAGAAACGACAAGACGACCCCAAGUAUCCAGAGCAUCUCUCCAACGACAGUGGCGAAAUAGGCUACCAACGGCUUGAUUGUGAACCAGACAAUUCCGAGGCUCGUAAGCAAGAAGUUAUAAAGAUGACAGAGCAGUUGCUUGAAGCUAUCAACGUUGGAGAUUAUGAAGCAUACACGAAGAUCUGUGAUCCUCAUCUAACAGCAUUUGAACCUGAGGCGCUAGGUAAUUUAGUCGAAGGAAUGGACUUUCACAAAUUUUACUUUGAUAAUGUGGUUGGGAAGAAUUGCAAAGCUGUAAACACAACUAUCUUGAAUCCUACAGUUCAUCUUUUAGGAGAUGAUGCAGCUUGUAUUGCAUAUGUCCGCUUAACUCAGUACAUGGACAAACAAGGCGCGGCUCACAGCUCGCAGUGCGAGGAGACGCGAAUCUGGCACAAGCGCGACAACAAGUGGCAGAAUGUGCACUUCCACCGCUCAUCCAAUUCGCCACCUUUCACUUUCGCUCCCUCCGCUCACAAAUAAGUCUCCUCUCUCUCCCCCCUCCCCGCUCCUCACCACCACUCUACUGCCGACAAGACUUGUGCUGCUUCUCCUCCUAAUCCCCCACCCCCUCUUCAAGUAUUUAUAAUCCCCCCUCCCACUGAACGACGACUAGCCAUUUAAACAACAAAAAAUACAUACUAAUUCUUCAAUGAAAGUAAUUGUACUGUUUUUAACACGCUGCACAUCACUGCUGCUGAUAUCUGUCGGUGCGUUCUGGUACUACUAGCGAACCUCUAUUUAUGUGCUUGGCUACUUCUUGUCCGACUACCCCACUAUAAGCCGACCUGUGACGUCAUUCUAUCUUGGUGUAUCUAUCAAAUAUAUAUAUAUAUACUUGUGGUAUGCAAUGCAUCACAAAACAAGUUUUAAAUCAAUUAUAUCGGAUGAUGAGUAGCUUGUACUCAGUUGUCUUCAAAACUUUGUAUUUCUAAAACAUAUAAAGAAGAUACACUCACGUUUUACUACAGUUUGUUCUACUUACUACACACCAUAAUAAUUUACGGUUUGCCCAUUCUUAAUUAUCGAAUGUAAAACAUUCUUGAAGAAUGAAAUCUUCAAGCUUUUAUCUAGUCAUAUUGUUGAUCUCAGAUAUAUAUAAUAUCAACAGCCCAUUGUUCAAGAUAUUGUCUAAGUUAGUGUUGUUUGCUAGAUGAGCAGACUCUUUUAAAAUUAGAACAAAAUCUAUUCAAAUUAGUCGACUAUGAAGGUGAUUGAGAAAAUCGAUUGAUUCUUGCCACGUUAAGUUUAGACAAAUUUAUAAUAACUGGUCAGUUCAAAAGUAAGGGUUGAAUUUAGAAAGUUUCAAGUUAAUGGUGAUUCUAUGUUAAGAAAUAUGUCUUCAAGAAUUGUUUCUUUCAACCCUUUGCAAGAAAUCUACUGAAUGGUAGGUUAAAUACCCAUGUAUUUCAGAGAAGGUUCCGCAUUUGAUUGACACAGUGUCAUCUGUACCUAUAGUUAGGACUUACCGUAGUUGUUUAUGACUUUUGAUUAUUUUUGGCACCGACUAUAACAAAAUUAUAAUCAUAGGAAUUUGUGACAUAAUUAACAUUGGAAGUAAACCGUUUUUAAAUUUAUAAUCAUUACUUACUAUAUAAAUUUUGUUGUAUAAAAUGGAAUCUUGAUGAAAAUUUGAGCUUUUUACAAGAGUGAGAUGUAGUUUAAGAAUCUCAUUCGAUUAAUGUACUCGUUUGAUAGAUAUAGAUUCUGCCACUUUGUGCGCAUUUAUUCUGACUAUAGAUAUUUCUGAAUGAUUAAUGUACAUUGUAUACCUAUUCUAUAAACUAAUCGAAUAAUGUUUACAUGUUGAACUUAUUAUAUGUUUCGUCAUAACUCACUUUAACUAAUUAGCCCAUAGGCUAUUUUGUAGUUUUAAUCCACGUGUUACAAAUGACUUGAUUUUAUUGAACUGUAUACGUUCUGUAUUGAAAUUGUUUCUUCUCAUAGAUAUUUUAAUAAUUGAGAUUUAUAUAUAUCUAUUAUAAAAUUGAUAGUUUUAUUAUGAAUAAAUGAUGAGGUUGAUAUGCAUGAAAGUAAUCUACUACAUUAACUUCUUCACUCACUUUAGCUAUUUUUUAUUUAAUUCAUUCUACUUUAUUAUGUGCAAUAUUUAUCAAUGAAUUCCCUUUUCAUCUACUCAUCUACUGCUUUCUACGUUAAAUCAUAUUGAAACUUUCCAAACACCUAUUUUUCUGUUUUUGUAUUUCAAAUUUUGUCAACCUCAAUCAUUUUAAAAUACUUUAUAUUGUUAGAGUGGAAAUAAUAUUGUUUCAAAUCACAAUCAAGCAUGAUAUAUUGUAAGUGUUUGGCCUAAUGUCACCUGUGAAUAUUAAUAAUAAUGAUAAUAGAAUUAUGUACUGAUUUGAUGUGAUGCAGUUGUUAGGAAUUGGAACGAGAAAAUAUGAAUUUUCAUCAGUUAGUUAUUUUAUCAGUUACUUUUAUAUUAAUUCGUCAGCAUACUGAAAAGUAUUUAGAAUGGAAUUAAAUUUAUUGUUAGAUUUGAUCAAUAACAAUCAACAUCAUCAAUUCUUUUGAUGAUAAUUGAUGAAUUCAGGUGACCAGCUUCAAUUUUUGCGUGCAUUUAUUUCAGGAUUCAAAAUUGUUAGAUUGAAAUCUAUCUGUUUCAGAUCAAAAUUAGUAGGCUAUAGUAAAAAAUUUCAACUAUAACCUUGUAGAUGUAAAUGAAUGUUUUAUUUUCAAUGAGAAUGGUUCAAUAAAAUAGUCUAAUUUAACUGGUUUAAUAUAUCGAUUGAAUUCUUCAAAUGAACAAUUUCACUUGAAAAUUGGUUUGAACUAAAUUCAAAUGCUUCAAUUAUCUAUUUCAAUUCAAUUGGUUUAAUCAACUAGUUGUUUCAACUAACAAAUUUUAAUCAAGUAGUUAAAUUGAACCAGACCAGUCUAAUGAACUAUUUGAAUUACAUCAACAUUUAAUGGAAUAGUUUAUUAAACUGGUUACAUCAGAUAGAGAGCAACUUGCAUCACGUUCAACUUGUUUAUUGCAUGAAUAAUUGUUAAAAAUAAUUGGGAAUCUAAUAUGGAUUAAAAUACUAUGUCAGCAUUCUUGUCGAAACUAAGCUUGUCACUCUGUCACUAUAAUAGCUAGCCUCAUUGAUACCGCUAGCUUUACUAUAAAAACUACUUGUGCCAUACUUAACACAUGUUUCUAAAACUAAACUGUUAAAAUUGUUCGUCAAUAAUAAUCCUCUGUUGAUCUAUUUUAUCUAUUUCAAUCUACCUUUCAACUCUCGUUAUAUACCUUCAACCUAAGAUAAUGUUGUUAGUAAUUUAGUAAAGGGAUGUAAGAAGCUUGUAUCCAAAACAUUUCAAAGAACAAAUAUCAUUAUUAUCGAUGUAUUGAUAAUAAUAAGUAAUCACACGAACAAAAUAAAAAAUUAUUUAUUAUUAGAGGAUUUUAGUUCUUGUAUCGAAUUGAAUUAAUGUGAAAACAUACUUGGA
Messenger RNA from Nilaparvata lugens (brown planthopper), 5137 nucleotides. It is a transcript of the gene CaMKII, whose product is annotated as calcium/calmodulin-dependent protein kinase type II alpha chain. Gene Ontology annotation, biological process: protein phosphorylation. Gene Ontology annotation, cellular component: neuron projection; cytoplasm. The record is from RefSeq and is a predicted model, not a curated record. Gene Ontology annotation, molecular function: calmodulin binding; calcium/calmodulin-dependent protein kinase activity; ATP binding. NCBI's taxonomy places the organism in Eukaryota, Metazoa, Arthropoda, Insecta, Hemiptera, Delphacidae. Bases 233 to 2164 code for a protein of 643 amino acids. The transcript is spliced from 20 exons.